Perca fluviatilis (European perch) is the source of this 4156-nucleotide messenger RNA. RefSeq names its product whirlin a (gene whrna). Gene Ontology annotation, biological process: sensory perception of sound; auditory receptor cell stereocilium organization. Gene Ontology annotation, molecular function: protein binding. Gene Ontology annotation, cellular component: photoreceptor inner segment; stereocilia ankle link complex; plasma membrane. The record is from RefSeq and is a predicted model, not a curated record. The transcript has 12 exons. The coding region runs from base 595 to 3573 and encodes 992 amino acids. NCBI's taxonomy places the organism in Eukaryota, Metazoa, Chordata, Actinopteri, Perciformes, Percidae.
AAUAGCUUUUCGUUUUGAAACGCGUGCGCAACGGUGCACCGAGUGGCCUACACGCCGUUUUAAGUUCUUGUGUCCUUGUGUUGUGGAGCUGUAGACGGUGAGGCGGACAACGGAGAAGCGGCGGCUCGGCAGCCACCUGACCUCCUGGGGAAAUAAGAGCGCAGCUAAUGCCACGCAGGCUAGGAUCCUGACGUGGCUCAUUACUAAGCUCUGUGACAGAGCGGGGCAAGUUCUCCGCGAGGCUGUUGCAUGUCCAGUCUCGACGCAACCAUUUCAGAAGUGAAGUUUGCAGAAUCCAAUUACUGAUAGCCUGUCUAAAUUAUGGUAAGUGCUAAUUAAUUUGUGUCAACUGUACAAUUGAAUUAGUUGUGGACUUAACCGCCCGUCGAAGUUGCCUCUUUCAUUGCUCUAGCCAGCGAAUUGCAAGUAAUAAGCGGAACAUUUGACCGAAGCCAGACCGCAUGGAUAUAACCGGAGUGCACGUCCACCAGCGGUCGUGAUGCCAAGCGCCGGUCUAAUCCCGCGCCGCCAGCCUGUAAUGCCUGCACUCUAACCCGCACCAGUGUGGCGCCGUGUCCCGGUCACACCGCCAGGAUGAGCAGCACCGACCUGGAGCGCAUGUCGCUCAGCUCCUCGGCCAACUCGGUGGCCUCCAGCGCACGGACGUUGUCGGCCAACGUGAGGAAGCUGCACAACGCGCUCAACCUCCUGCUCAACGACUUUGAGAGAGAGCAGUUCAUCCACUGCCUCAACGUCUACCACUCCAAACGCAACGUGUACGACCUGGUUCAGACCCUUAACGUCAUCCUCAACGCGCCCAGCAAGCGGCAACUUCUGCCCAUGCUGCGGUUAGUCAUCCCCCGCUCUGACCAGCUUCUCUUCGAGCAGUACACCUCGGAGGGCCUCUACUUAAAAUCGGAUUCAGUUGCAAGCAACGGCAACGCCGAACCCCCGCCGCCGGGCGACUUCCCAAGCGCCAGCCCUACUCCCCCUGGGCAUUUCUCGCCAAACAACCCGCCCGAUUUCCAGGUGGCGUUGCGUGGCUCGCCGGACAGCUUCAGCACCAGCAGCGAGGGGACAGCUCCGCUGGUGCCGCUGCUCGGGAGGAACUUUGUCCAUGAGCCGCCGGGCGAGAUACGGCAGGUUACCAUGAAGCGACACAAGAGCAACGAGGGUCUGGGCUUCAGCAUCCGCGGCGGCUCGGAGCACGGGGUCGGCAUCUACGUGUCCCUGGUGGAGCCGGGGAGCCUGGCGGAGAAACAGGGUCUCCGAAUCGGUGACCAGAUCAUGAAAGUCAACGACAAAGUCUUCGACAAAGUCACCCAUGCUGAAGCGGUGAAGGUACUGAAAGGCAGUAAAAAACUUUGCCUCUCUGUGCGUUCAGUCGGGCGGAUUCCCGGCGGCUACGUCACCAACCAUGUUUACACCUGGGUUGACCCUCAGGGUCGGAGUGUGUCCCCCCCUCCCGACCUGACUGAGCACCGGAGCGCCACCCUGAGGAGAACCGACAGCCAGCGACGCAGCAACAUGCAGCUACUGCAGGAGGGAGACGAGAAGAAGGUCAAUUUGGUUUUGGAUGACGGUCGGUCUCUGGGUCUGAUGAUCAGGGGGGGUGCAGAAUAUGCUCUGGGUAUUUACAUCACCGGAGUGGACCAGGGCUCAGCAGCAGAAUGUGGAGGACUCAAGUUGCUUCCUGGUCCACCCUUGCCGCCGUGCUCAGUCCCCACCGCCAUGCCUCUGUGUUCCCUCCCCUCCCCGCAGGUCGGUGACCAGAUCUUGGAGGUGAACGGCCGCAGCUUUCUGAGCAUCCCGCACGACGAAGCCGUCAGGGUCCUGAAGUCGUCACGCCACCUGAUGAUGACGGUGAAAGACGUGGGCCGCCUGCCGCACGCCAGGACAGUGGUGGGGGAGACCAAGUGGAUCGCCAGCUCGCAGAUCGGAGAGAGCUCCGCCAACAGCAGCAUGGCAGGCUUCCCAGUGGAAAAAGGAGCCUCGGCAGCAGGAAAGCCUGGGUUUUAUAAAGGCGUGGCGGGGUCACAGGUGACCCUGUCCAGCCUGGUGAACCAGUCGCGGGCCAUGCUGGAGGAGCAGGCGCGCCACUUGCUGACGGAGGCGGAGCGGCAGACCAUGGGCUACUACGUGGAGGAGUACCGGAACGGACACAUCGGUGUGGAGCAGCUGGUGGUGGCGCUGUUCGAGCUGCUCAACACGCACGCAAAGUUCUCUCUGCUGUCAGAGGUGCGAGGUCUGGUCACCCCACAGGACCUGGAGCACUUUGACGGGCUGGUGCUGAGACGUGAAAUUCAGGCUCUAAAAGCGCGACAGGGGACAGCUGGAGCCACGGCGCUCCAACCAGACUCCCUGUCCAUGGUGUCAUACCCAGACACCCUGACCUCGUCUUCAGCCAGCUUCAUGACCAACACCACCCUCAGCUCUGCACGGAACGACAGCGUGGUGGAGAGUAAUGAGGAUCCUCCUCCAGAGAGUCUAAACACGCUGCUGACCGACAUCUCUCUGGACGAUGUACAGUCCGCCACAGCUGAAUCCCCCCCCUCCUUCAAGCCUCCGCCCCCACCGGGGUUGCACAGGCGCCCAACUAGACGAGAUCAGCUCAACAAAUGCCCCUCAUCCGAAUCCUCCCACUCGGGCUUGUACUUCACAGCCCCGGCCUCUCACAACCACAGCAAAGAGCCAGGACACGCCCCCGCCUCGCCCUCACUACACCACAAACAAGAACGUCCCAGGGAACCGUCUCGGGACUACGCGGCCGUCAGAAAGAGAGAUCCCUCGGUACCUUCUAAGAACGAACAAAUAACAGCGGCUCACUUGUCCAUGGUCACACAGCACAGCAUCGGCCCUUUCCCCAGGGUCCAGUCCCCCAGCAGAGGCACUAAACCUGCUGCCCCGUCCCCUUCACCUCCACCUCCACCUCCACUCCCUGCUCCUAACCCGCCCCCUUCUCUUCCUCUUAAACUGAUGUCUAUGUCCAAAGCCUCCCCCUCCUCUCCUGGCUCUAAACAGCGGUUUGUUACGGUGGAGGUUCACAGGCCCAACGCAGAGCCCGACUUCAACGAGGUGCGCCCGCUGCCCCAAGCUCGAGGUGGCGCUCUGUCUCAACUGUCAGACAGCGGCCAGACCCUCAGUGAGGACAGCGGGGUGGACAUAGCUGAGUCAGGACACAUCAGCAAAGACAGAAGCCCACAUUCCUCACGCACACGCCACCCCCGAGACACUCAGGGGGGCGGGGGGGACAACCCCUCCAAACCGCCGGGGCUGUUGGAGCCCACCUCUACACUAGUGAGGGUUGCAAAGAGUGCCAGCACUCUGGGUAUUGCCAUUGAAGGUGGAGCCAACACACGCCAGCCGCUGCCACGAAUUGUCACAAUACAGAGGGGUGGUUCAGCUCAUAACUGCGGCCAGCUGAAGGUGGGACAGGUGAUCCUGGAGGUAAACGGGGUUUCCAUGAGGGGCCGCGAGCACAGGGACGCCGCACGCCUCAUCGCUGAGGCCUUCAAGACCAAAGAGAGGGACCACGUGGACUUCCUGGUCACCGACUUCAACGUGGCUCUAUAGCUGAGCGGAGUGAGGACAGUGACGAGGGCAGCAACGAGAGAAGAAGAGUUGGAGGACGACAUGAGAAGAGGAAAUUCAAGCGUCUAUUGUUUCAAAUGGCACAACUCUUUUGGAUGGACUUAAACGAACCACCAACUGAUUUCUGAGCCCUUCUAAAAAAAGAAACCCACCCUUGAGUCUGGAUACAUGAAACUCAAAUUUACUUCUUCAAGGUAUUACUUCCGCCAUGGACUUUGUUCAGGAUUCUCCUCAACGUGUUACCUUCCCACUGUGAGACAUUAUGCACUAAAAUGGAAUAGUAGUGAAACGUAUACCUUUCCUUUGUCCUCUCCGUGUUAAAACUUGUGGAUUUGAAACCAUUUGAAUCCCCGCUGGAACUUCUCGUAGCACUCCCAUGUCUCAUGGUCAGUCGAUUUUAUUUAGUUUUAUCUUUUCACCUGAGAGACAACUGCACAUCUAAGACUGAUCCGAGCUGGACUUUACAAGCUUGGAUUUGUAAAUGUAAAAAUGAACAAAUGUAGAUACAGAUGCAUAUAUACUGUACACAUAAAGAUACUCCUAUAUGAAUAAUGAAAACCCCUAA